UGUGCGUGCCCCUCCAAAUCCACAUGAUAGGUACCUACUUACGACAGAGGUUAUCAGUUAUAUCUAUUCAAGGUCAAGAAAUGGAUGUGUCAUAGAACAAAUUUUGAAGGGGGAAAUGUCAACAUAUCUCAAUAUCUCAUUACUUUUACGACUUCUAUUCAAUCCAGUUAGCCUGACCUUUCGCCGGGGCAAGAUCAAGUUUGGUGUAGUCCGCAGGGUGCAAAAUGGAUAAAACUUUAAAUACAGAAUUGGCCGAGGAGAAUGACAGAGGAAACAAAGCAAUGGGCAAGCUGUCGCUGAUUGUUGAAAUAUGCGUUGUGGUAGUAAGCAUAAUGUGGACAAUACUUGUAUCGAUUUAUCGCUUGUUCAUUCCCGUACCGGAAAAGUCCGUUAAAGGAGAAGUAGUGUUGAUUACAGGCGCAGGCCAUGGACUUGGAAAGGAACUGGCCCUACUUUACGCAUCGGAAGGCGCAACGGUGGUUUGUUUGGAUAUACACGAAGAAAAUAAUAAAGAAACGAUUGCCACUGUGGCCAAAAAGGGUUAUCCUAAAGCGGUUGCUUACACUUGCGACGUUACUGAUUACGCCCAGGUACAUACAGUGGUUGACCAAAUCCAAAAAGAAGUAGGAGAUAUCACCAUUCUAAUCAACAACGCCGGAAUAAUGCCCACGCGCCCUUUCCUCCAACACACCAAAGAAGAAAUCGAACAAAUAAUGAAUGUCAACGUCUUAGGUUACCAAUGGACAAUGAAAGCUGUAUUACCUACAAUGGUAAAAAAUAACUACGGUCACAUCGUGGCCAUUUCCUCCCUAUGUGGAAUGCAAGGACUGCCCAAUCUCGCCCCAUACUGCUGUUCGAAAUUUGGAAUUCGCGGAUUGAUGAGUACCCUAAGGGUGGAGCUCGACUUUUAUGGAAAAUCUCAAAUUAAAACUACGACCGUGUUUCCAUACAUCAUAGACACGGGAUUAGCGAAAAAACCCAAAGUACGAUUUCCUGAUCUAUUUCCAAUUUUGUCGCCGUCUGUGGUGGCAAAGUGCGUAAUGACGGCCCAAAGACGAGAUGUUUUAGAACGAACUGUUCCGAGAGAGUUUGUUGUCACAGAUGCAAUUCUUCACUAUCUUCCUUACGCGGGGUCGAAGAUCUUAUGUGAUUUUCUAGAUAUUCGUAUAGAGGCUGAGUAACAAUAUGAUCAAAAAUCAACAAAAGUACUUACAAAAGUAGCGCUUCUUAAAAAACUGUCACCCAAAAUGUUAAUUUU
This is a messenger RNA of Photinus pyralis (common eastern firefly), 1258 nucleotides long. RefSeq names its product 17-beta-hydroxysteroid dehydrogenase 13-like. The record is from RefSeq and is a predicted model, not a curated record. The transcript is spliced from 6 exons. Bases 225 to 1181 code for a protein of 318 amino acids. Gene Ontology annotation, cellular component: lipid droplet. NCBI's taxonomy places the organism in Eukaryota, Metazoa, Arthropoda, Insecta, Coleoptera, Lampyridae. Gene Ontology annotation, molecular function: oxidoreductase activity, acting on the CH-OH group of donors, NAD or NADP as acceptor.